This is a messenger RNA of Pimephales promelas (fathead minnow), 2546 nucleotides long. The record is from RefSeq and is a predicted model, not a curated record. Lineage: Eukaryota; Metazoa; Chordata; Actinopteri; Cypriniformes; Leuciscidae.
UUUGGUGGACACACGGCCUAACGAUGAAAAAAUUAUGCAGUGUUUUUGAAGCAGAUUUCCAGAUAGCAAGGUCAGAGUUCAAAAAUCUAACCAAAAGCUGAAUAAAUAUUAAUGUGAUAUAUUAAUUAGAUCAUAUUGUUGCCAUAAUAGAAGAACCAUCUUUUAAUUUUAGUUAAAACAUCACAUUUCUAUUAUUAAAAAUUCCCAAGACUUUUGUUGCACUUGAUCAUUUGUAUUCAACUCAGUGUGUUCGAAUAAAGGGUUUCACAAACUCAGAAGAGAAAAAAAUAAGAGGUUAUAUUCUGCAUAAAAAAAGUAUUGAACCAUUUUUUUUGCAUUCAUCACAUUUUUCACAAAUUACAUUAACUGGAGGAAAUGUGCUUAAUUGUACAGAAACUUUCAAUUAUUUUUUAAUCCAAUGAAAUUUAAUCCAGAUAUUUUUUAAAGGAUUUGUGCUAUUCCCAUAAACUUAUUUAACCUUCUUUGUUUGAGUUAUGUAUUUCCACCCCAUGCAAAUCUAUUUUAAUGGACUGUAUCUUUGGUUAAUCUAAAAUGGGACAUGAACUAAUGUUUAAAACUUUUUUACAGCACUGCCUAUUCAAUCUAACAAUCUAUUCAUGAAAGAUGAAGAGUUGACCUGACCUAAACCCUUUCAUGGCAGCAGAGGAAGACAAGGGAGUCACUCAAAGACAGCUCUCAAAACAUCUUCAACUCAGCAAGCAGACCAGCAUGUCUUCUAUGAACCGUCUCAACAGUAGCACUGGCUCGAAGAAGACCAGGUCAAAGAAUAAAGAUCAACACUUCACCGAUGUUCAUGGUCUGCCGUGCAUUGAGAAUCUGGUUUGUUCUGUAGAUGAAAGCCCAGAGCCCAUCACAACCACAAUUGCAGGUAACAUUCCCUCCUGGAUCAAAGGCAAUUUCCUCAGGAAUGGACCUGGAAAGUUUGAGAUCGGAAGAAGCAGUUUCAACCACUGGUUUGAUGGGAUGGCGCUUCUGCACCAAUUCCACAUCGAGAAUGGAAAUGUGACAUACAUGAGCCGCUUCCUCAACAGUGAUUGCUACACUGCGAACCUUGAGCAUAACCGCAUUAUAAUGUCUGAAUUUGGCACGGUUGCAAUGCCAGAUCCAUGCAAGAACUUCUUCCAACGCUUCCUCUCACGCUUUGAGCUGCCGAAGCCAACUGACAACGCAAAUGUAAGCUUUGUUCAGUAUAAAGGCGACUACUAUGUCAGCACAGAGACCAACUUCAUGCACAAAAUAGACCCAGAGACACUUGAAACAAAAGAAAAAGUGGACUGGAGUAAAUUCAUUGCGAUUAAUGGGGCCACAGCUCACCCCCAUGUGGAUCCUGACGGAACUACAUACAACAUGGGCAAUUCUUACACUCCAAAAGGUGCCUUUUAUAAUAUAAUAAUGGUGCCGUCAAAGAAGGAGAAACAAAAUGACACCUUGGAAGGAGCCACAGUUGUGUGCUCAAUCCCCUCAGAGGACAAGUCCAAACCAUCAUACUAUCACAGCUUUGCCAUGUCAGAGAACUUUGUGGUAUUCAUCGAGCAGCCAAUCAAAAUGGAUCUCUUGAAGAUUGUGACAAGCAAACUGCGUGGAAAGGGGAUUAGUGAAGGUGUAUACUGGGACCCCAAACGAAACACAGUUUUCCAUGUGAUCAAUAAGCACACAGGAAAGCCGAGCCUCGUCAAAUACUACGCAAAGCCACUCUCAACAUUCCAUCAGAUUAACUGUUAUGAAGAAAAUGGUUUCCUGAUCAUGGACAUGUGCUGUUCUGAUGAUGGCCAAGCAAUUAACAACUACAAGAUUCAGAAUCUAAAAAAAUCUGGGAAUGCUCUAGAUGAGAUAUACAACACGAUGAGUAGAGUGUUCCCUCGCCGCUUUGUCCUGCCAUUGAACUUGGACAGUGACAAACCCUGUGGGGAAAAUCUCAACACGCGCUCAAAUAGCACCGCAACAGCCAUCAAGACAGACAAGAACAAGGUGUUUUGCACACAUGAAGAUCUCCAUGGUGAUGAUCUCCAUGAAUUUGGAGGUCUGGAAUUCCCACACAUCAACUAUUCAAUGUGCAAUUCCCACCCCUACCGUUAUUUCUACGGAUGUGGCUUCAGACACCUGGUUGGGGACUCCCUUAUUAAAAUGGAUCUUCAAGGCAAAAAAAUAACGGUGUGGAAACACGCAGACAUGUAUCCCUCAGAACCAAUCUUUGUCCCUUCACCUGGUGCUGUAGAAGAGGAUGAUGGAGUCAUUCUCUCUGUGGUCAUCACCCCUAAUCAGGACAAGAGUACCUUCCUUCUAGUGCUGGAUGGAAAAACAUUCGAAGAAUUGGGCCGCGCUGAAGUACCCAUCAACAUUCCAUAUGGAUUCCAUGGGACUUUCCAACAUGGACACUAAAAGACACUUUUCAAAAGCCCAAAUGUUUUGGUUGAUGAUCAUGCCAUCUCUUAUUAACAUACUCUCAUUUUUUUUACUUAUAUUGUUUCCUCCUUUGGAUAUAAAAUGAAAUAUCCGUCCCUGCAUAAUAGUGUCUGCUAUAAGAA